AUGGAUUCUAUCGUCGGAUUUUGGGGUGAGCCGACUGCUACAAACUGGUGUGAAAGAAAUUAUGAUGUAACUCAUUAUAUUGCUGAAUUUUUCAAUACAAUUUCUUCCUUAUGCAUGGUUUCUGCUGGAAUAUUUGGUAUUUAUAAGCAUUCGAAAGGCUUUGAACCUAGAUUUUCUAUAUGUUUUGCUUCGAUAAUUGUGGUAGGAAUUGGUUCGAUCCUAUUUCAUGGCACGUUACUCUUUUCCUUACAAUUAUUCGAUGAAGUACCAAUGAUGUUUUGUGUCUUGAUGUUGUGUUAUUCGGUUUUUGAAAAUCAAAAAGAGAAAAAAUUCGGAAAUUGGCUUCCUAUUGGAUUAACUCUUUGGGGUCUGUUUAUUACUACGGUUAUGGUAUUGAGCGGAAGUGAUCAUCAAGAUAGAAUGAUGCAGUUAAUUGAAUUUUAUGUUUUUCAAGGAACAUUCGUAAUAAUGGCUGCAUGCGUCUACAUACACACUUUAUUAAUCGUAUUUGAUACAAAUGUUGAAAAAGGUGUCCGUAAAUUAUGGUUCUUGGGAAGCGUGGUGUUUCUAAUCGGUUAUAUUGGAUGGCAUAUUGAUUUGCAUUUUUGUAGUGGAAUGCAUCAAUUACCAUUUGAUGUACCUAAUCCACAAUUACAUGCUUGGUGGCAUUUAACGGCUUCAUACGGAAGUUAUCUAAUAUGUGUACUCGUAACUUAUAAUGGUUCAAAAGUAUUGGGUAAGAAUCCAUGCUUACAAUGGAUUUUAAAUGUUUUACCAUACAUCGAAUUACCCGAACCUAGUAUCCUGAAUGAGAAAUCUUCACUCUAUGGAACCAAAAAUAGUGAAAAGGGAUUACCUUAUGGUACUAUCAAUAAUGCUGGUCAUGAUAAUGAAAAGGUUGGUGAAUUUGAGAAACAUGUUAAUUCUACUCACUAA
Cetraspora pellucida is the source of this 936-nucleotide messenger RNA. Lineage: Eukaryota; Fungi; Glomeromycota; Glomeromycetes; Diversisporales; Gigasporaceae. The record is from the annotation of a GenBank genome assembly.